This is a messenger RNA of Sodiomyces alkalinus F11, 1640 nucleotides long. RefSeq lists its product as hypothetical. The coding region runs from base 217 to 1353 and encodes 378 amino acids. The record is from RefSeq and is a predicted model, not a curated record. Lineage: Eukaryota; Fungi; Ascomycota; Sordariomycetes; Glomerellales; Plectosphaerellaceae. The transcript is spliced from 6 exons.
UGAUCAUCUUGGAUGGACGAAUUCCUUUCUCGUGCCAUGGCCCAUGGGCGCUCUGGCCUGAGCGUGCCGGUCCAUGACUCCAUGACAGCGGAGACACGGGCUUCUUGGUAAACAUUUAAUACUCCUCAGUCUCACACAUCGUCUGUCACUUUUUUUUUCUGUUUCCCUCCUCCGUCCCCUUAGGUUUCGGCUCUUCAUCACUCUACGGUCGCCAACAUGACGGAUGAUAAAGGGCCCAUGAUAAUUGCGGUCUGUUGGGCCUUCACUGCCCUUGCUCUGCUGUUCGUGACGGGUCGACUUUUUGUUCGGGCGGCUGUUCAUGGCAAGCUAUUCAGCGACGACUACUGGAUCAUCCUGUCAGCUAUCUGCGCUAUCGUCUCCAACAUCUUCACGACCAUCUCAGUCUACUGGGGAAAUGGCAAACACUUCGAGACGCUCAGUUUGGAACAAAAGCAAAACACAAUCAUGUGGAUGAUGGCGGCAUACGUGCCAGGGAUUCAGACGCUCGGAUUUCCAAAGCUAGCUGUCAUCGCUCUCCUCGGCCGAUUACUCCUGCCCACCAAACUUCAUCGUCACAUAUUAUGGACCAUGGGCAUCAUAUGCUGUCUGUCCCUUACAGCCAUGGUCAUGACCCUGCUGUUGCAAUGUUCACCCCCGAGAGCUCUUUGGGACUUUUCACUGCCGCGGAACUGUUUGCAUCCGAAGACCCUGGAGGGUUUGGCGUUUUGGGCCAGCACAUGCUCCGCUUUUCUCGACUUCUACCUGGCGCUCUAUCCAGCAAUCGUGCUUUGGGGGCUGCGCAUGACCGUACAGAAGAAGAUAGGGCUCAGCUUUGCUCUCGGAAUGGGGUUUGUCUCUGGAUGCGUUGGCAUCGUGAAGGCUACGGGAGUGCCAACCCUUUCAAGUCCGGAUGUCAGCUAUGAUCUAUGUGACCCAUUGUACUGGACAUCCAUCGAGGGCAACCUCAUCAUUAUUGCGGCAUGCAUCCCUGUCCUCUCCCCCCUUCUCGAGAUAGCCAAGGGACGCAGCAUCUGGAGGUCCAAGACGAAAUCGAGCAGUCACCAGUACCAGGAUUACAGCAAUCCAGAUGCGCCGCAGCGUGGAGUCGAGCUGCGGAGUAAGAGCAAGCCUGGGAAGAAGGUUGAUGCGUAUGGGUUCACAAUACAGGCCAAAGGGGACAGCGAGGAGAGCAUCGUGCAGCCGGAUAAGCAAUCUGCGACUGCAUCUUCCGAGCGCCGGAGCGGAACAUAUAAUCCCAGCGACGGCAUUGUCAAGAGCAGCGUCGUGACUAUUGCGUAUGACCAAGGGGAUCAAGCGCCAACAUCGGCAGCCACGCGAUGGGCUGUUGUCUGAGUCUCCCGUCAGGACAAUUUGACAAAAAGGUUGAGAUGGGGGCCUGUGUGGGACAGCUGGGAUGUCCGUGGCAUUCGGUUUGUAUUGCCACCCUGGUUAUUGACUAGGGGCUGCCAAAACUCGUGCGCGACGCAGGAACAUUUCGUGUGUGCGAAGGUGCAUUGUUAAGAUUUGCUGCCUUAGUGAGGUAGCGAACAUACAAGUCCUGAUAUGUAAGAUAGAGAACUCACUUUAAUAUGAACAUCUUGGGAUAUUCGAUACAGCGAGUUCGCGACUGUAUGGUAAUG